UUCACAUUUCCCAACACUCAAAAUCGGAAUUUUAUUAAACAACACGCUAAAAAAUCAAAUACUUUCUAUUACGGGUCGACCGGCUAUUUAUUUUCCUGAAUUGUAGCAAUAGGAUAAAGCCGGCAAGAUGGGGCGCCGCUCCAUCAACACCACCAAGAGUGGGAAAUACAUGAAUCCCACGGAUCAGGCGCGCAAGGAGGCUCGCAAAAAGGAGCUCAAGAAGAACAAGAGACAGCGCCAAAUGGUCCGGGCAGCUGUCCUGAAGAACAAGGAUCCCUCCCAGAUACUCGAAGAAAUGGAGAAAAUCGACGAAAUGGAGUACAAUGUCCUGCAGCCAUCGCCGCUUAAUGAGAAGGUGUUGCGGGACAAGCGCAAGAAGCUGAAGGAGACCUUCGACCGUGUCAUGCGACUAUACCAUAACGACGAGCCGGAGCACUGGGCAGACUUGAAACGCAAGGAGGUGGAGUACGAAAAGAAGCGCCUGAAGAAGCAGCAGUACUAUGAGAGCGUCAAGCACGCCCAGAGCGUUCAGGUCGAUGAAAUUCCCCUGCCAGCGCCUGUUAGCUCCGCCGCAUCGGGUGGUGCUGCCCCGGUGCCAAGUGGGCCCGGAGCCGGUGGCAGCUUUGGUGGUGCCACCGGUAUACGAGUUCCCCCACCUCCGAUGACCAUGGCACUGCCGCCCUAUGCUCCUGGCGCUCCGCCGGGUGUGGCCAAAAAUAGCGAACUGAAUGCCAGCGAAGGGCCACCAGAGAAAUCCAAAGACGAUGAGGACUGGCUGGGUGUACCGCCAGGCCCGCCGCCCGACUUGUUCGCCAUGGCCGAACUGGACUCGGAUGCCGAGGGCAAUACGGACUACGACGGCGAGGCCGAGGAGGAGGAGAGGGAGAAGGAGCACAGCGAUAAGCUGAAGAGGAGCAAGGACAAGGAUAAGGAGGCUUCAGAGCCCAGUACACAAAACAUCGAUGAUUUUAUGAAGGAAAUGGAACACGUACACAAGCGGAAGCAUCGCAAGCUGGCCGCUCCGGAAGAUGAUGAUGAUGAUGAUGACGAUGAGGCGGACAAGGAUGACGAUGAGGACGACGAGCACGAUGACCCGGAGAAGGACAAAAAGUCUGUAAGCAGCAGCGACAGUGACGACGAGGACGAUGAUCCGGAUGAGGACGAGGAAAUGUCCGAACCGCCGCCCAAAGCAGCUCCACCCAAGCCGGCUCCCAGCUCUGCACCCAUCCAGCCAGCUCCCGCUCCUCCGACGGCGCCCACACUGCCGGCGAUUCCCCUGCCACCGGCAUCCUCCGUGCCCGCGCCACCCCAGCUCCCCCAAAUGCCGCCGCUGCACAAUCUCGGACCACCGGGCAUUAUGUACCGCCCGCCGCCCAUGCGUCCGCCGCACUCGGGCUCCGGAUUCGGCAUGCGCAUGCCACCGGGACCACCGCCCGGCGCACGACCACCACAUCUAGGACCAAUACCACGCAUGGGCAUUCGCAUGCCGCCGGGUCCGCCACCGGGACUACCACCCCGUAUGGCGCAUCACAACAAACCGGGCAUCGGAGGAACAGGUGGUGGUCCAGGCUCGGGUCCACCCAAGGACUCGGCCAAGGGCGUGACCACCAUUACAGCCAAGCCACAAAUUAGGAAUCUAAGCGCAGAUGUGACCCGUUUUGUGCCCUCCACAUUGCGGGUGAAGCGAGAGGAUCAGCGGCGUUCGGCGCGACCGAAACAUGCAUCCGGAGACUCCAAUCACGGCCAGUCGGAGGGGGGACACAGCAAGCCACCGACCAAGGACGAUGCCUAUCUGCAGUUCAUGAACGAAAUGCAGGGCCUGUUGUAGCCCACGUCCUGGCAACGGCUCUGGAUGCGGAUCUGGCUGUAAAUUGUUUUAGUCUAAGUCCUAGAAAA
Messenger RNA from Drosophila bipectinata, 1896 nucleotides. RefSeq names its product WW domain-binding protein 11. Gene Ontology annotation, biological process: RNA processing. Gene Ontology annotation, cellular component: spliceosomal complex. The record is from RefSeq and is a predicted model, not a curated record. NCBI's taxonomy places the organism in Eukaryota, Metazoa, Arthropoda, Insecta, Diptera, Drosophilidae.